GGUCUCAUGAUCAAAGUUUUAAACUAGCGGAAGAACUUAUUGCUAUGUUCUCCUUCUCAAAAUAAAUAGUGUCAAUGUAAAGAUAUUCUUCACAGUCCAUUUCUCACACACUAAUUCUCAAUUAUCUCAUUCUUUAUGGAGAAACACCCAUGUGUAAGAUUCUCUGGAGAAGAAAAGAUGACCAAAAUGUCCUUCAAGAUAGACCUCAACAUUUUACUGAAGAUGAGAAUCUCAGUCUAACCCCCUUACUACAUCUCUACCUGCCUUCAUCAUAUCAGCUGCAGGGGCAGAGAGAAGACACAGCAGCGGGACAGGAAAAUAGCUCAGAGGUACAUGAGAGGCAAGACGUCACAGAGGAACUCAGAGAGCAUGACAUCACCAUGGAGAGCCAAAAACAAGACAUCACCGUCAAUAAAACAGCAGAUGAAGGACAAAAUGAUUUCACAGAUGGUAUGCGAUAUGAUAAUACAGAUACCUGUGAGAAUGACACUCCUGAGGAAAUGUUUGAGAAUGACAAGAUUGACGAAAAACGUCCACAAGACGUCACAGAUGACAACAGACAACAGAAAAUCAUAGAAAAUCAAUGUGACAUUGACAGAUCGUUUAAUAUUGUAGAGGACAAGCAAGAAUAUGACAUUACAGAGAAGACUGAAGGCGAAUAUAGGAGAAUCAAAUUGAAUAGAAGUUCAUACAAAUCUUCUGAUCUCAAACACAGAAUCAAAACACGUUACCCGGCCACAGCUACAGCGCUAACGUUCCCGUCUCCCCUGAUGGACAGAAAUCCCUCUCCCACUCUCAGCAUCCUGCCAUCAUUUUAUGGAACUUCAUUUGGAUAUCGCAUCAGAACCACAUCUGAGCCCUGCCGAUCCAAAACAAGGACCAGAGAAGCCUGUGAUGACAACAGAUCUAGAGAGCCCAUGAAUGACAUGCGACAUACCAUAGAAAUAAAAGGAAAACCCUGCUUAUUGAAAACAAAGGCUGGAGUGCCAGUCAGCCCCCACCCCAAAAUAAUGAGCCCUGAGAGGGGGUCCCAGCCUCGUAAAAUCAAAACCACCAAGACGUUUUUGUGA
This is a messenger RNA of Cyprinus carpio (common carp), 1070 nucleotides long. RefSeq lists its product as uncharacterized. The coding region runs from base 150 to 1070 and encodes 306 amino acids. The transcript has 2 exons. The record is from RefSeq and is a predicted model, not a curated record. Lineage: Eukaryota; Metazoa; Chordata; Actinopteri; Cypriniformes; Cyprinidae.